CUGCCCCGCCCUCUAAGCUGGGGGUUUUUUCUUCGUCGUCGCUUGCACUCGCAGAUGGGUCUUCCCAGACGACUCGCCGCGCAAUAUGGUUGGGGCCUCCGUGCGCGCCGGGCUGCAGCUGCGCCCGGCGGUCUUCUCCGCCCCCUACUGUACCCGCUUUGGGACGGAGGCAUUCGGUGUUGCGGCGGCAGCAGCAGGCGGUCCGGCCCCCCAGCCUGGGCCGCCUUAUGGUAGUCGAAAACCACAUGCACGACAAGUCGUGGGAGCGCCUGCGGCAGACGCAGAUCCAGCCGCCCGAGACUUUUCCAGUAGCGCUACGGCUCCUGGGGUGGACAAUAAGAGCUUUCUAUGGGCGCGCUAUGGGGAGAUGAAGCGGCUGGUGCAGGAUUUGCUCCCCCCGGGGGUGUGUAAUCUUCUGAACCCUUCAACCAUCUAUUCCAAUAAUGAGAUUUCACUGAGUAAUAUCGGAGUCUAUGGAUUUGACUAUGACUACACACUGGCGUUAUACUCACCUGCCCUUCACUCUUGUAUCUACAACACUGCUCGGGACAUCCUUGUGGAGCAGUAUAAGUAUCCCAAGGGCAUCCUGAAGUAUGAAUAUUGGCCAAACUUUGCCAUCCGGGGCUUACACUAUGACAUUGCCAAGGGUUUGCUCAUGAAGAUAGAUGCCUUUCACUACAUUCAGCUGGGCACUGUUUACCGGGGCUUGAAGCCUGUUCCAGAUGAUGAGGUGCUGGAGAUGUAUGAUGGUACCCAUCAUAUCCCGCUGCACCAGGCUAGUGGCUUCUAUGGAAAGGGCCCAGCCAUAAAGCAGUUUAUGGACAUCUUCUCUCUUCCCGAAAUGACCCUCCUGGCUGUAGCCAAUGAUUUCUUCAUCAGCAACGACAUCGAUUACGAUCCCAUCCAUCUCUACAAAGACGUUACGGAUGCCAUCCGGGAUGUCCAUAUUAAAGGUUUUAUGUACAAGUGGAUUAUGCAGGAUCUGGAGAAGUACAUUCUGCGUGGGGAUGAGACAUACGCUGUGCUGCACCGCCUGGCCAACAGUGGCAAGAAGCUCUUCCUCAUCACCAACAGCCCUUUCAGCUUUGUUGAUAAAGGGAUGCGGUACAUGGUUGGAAAAAACUGGCGGGACUUUUUUGAUGUGGUCAUAGUCCAGGCAGACAAGCCUCAUUUCUUCAAUGAUUGUGUCAAACCUUUCCGGAGAUUGGACAGUAAUGGAGAUCUGCAGUGGGACAAAAUAAAUAAAUUGGAGAAGGGGCAGGUGUACAAACAGGGCAACCUCUUUGACUUCCUCCGGCUUACAGGCUGGCGUGGAUCCAAAGUUCUCUACUUUGGAGAUCAUCUCUACAGUGACUUGGCGGACCUGAUGCUGCGCCAUGGUUGGCGGACAGGGGCCAUAGUUCCUGAACUGGAAACAGAGACAAAAAUGGUGAACACAGAACAGUACUCGCAAGCGCUAACCUGGCUGCAAGCCUUGACUGGGUUGCUGGAGCGCAUGCAGAUGUUUAAGGACCCAGAAUCUCAGCAGGUGCUGCAGGACUGGAUGAAGGAGCGGCAGGAGCUCAGGGCACUCACCAAGAAUCUCUUCAAUCCUCAGUUUGGCAGCAUCUUUCGCACAUGCCACAACCCCACGUAUUUCUCGCGCCGCCUGUGCCGCUUCUCAGACAUCUAUAUGGCCUCACUCAGCUGCUUGCUCAACUAUGACCUCAACUACACCUUUUACCCGAGACGUACCCCAUUGCAGCAUGAGGCUCCCCUCUGGAUGGAUCAGCUCUGCACUGGCUGCAUGAAGACUCCCUUUUUGGAAGAGAUGGCGCACAUCCGCUGAGUGGGGAGGGCUGCAGAGUCUCAUGGCUCUGCUUCACUUCCACAAGGGCAGUCGUGAGCUGACUUAAGUCUUGCAUGCUCACCUUUCUUAAAUUAGAAUCCUUGUGGACCAUGGAUGUGUGUAUCACAUUCACAUAGCAAGAGGACUUACUAGGAUUGUUAAGGCCUAAUUCAUUUGUGUUAUGCAGUCUUGAGUAUCCACUCUUGCUUACGGACAUAAGAAGUGCCUUUGCUGACUCUCGGACCAAGGUGCAACUAGUUCAGCAUUCUUUGGAAGAUUCCCAGCAGCCAGUAGGAGCUGGGGGGGGGGCAUCUAAAAUAAAGUUUCAGUUCAAUCUAAAAAUUGGCCAGCAGCCUAUUUGCUGGAGUUUUGGUUUGCCUUCUGCUUAUACAGGGAGUUUGGAAGUCUCUUUCUAUACCUUGUCCACAAGUGGAAUGGAAUGGGAUUGUGUUCCUCUCUGUUCUGGCUUGGGGUGGAUGCGUUUCCCAGGCAAACACACUCUGCAUCUGCGGGGGGGGGGGAGGUGGAAUGUUGGUUUUGGUUCUCCAACUGACAAACUUCUCAGUCCCCUCCUGCAGGACUUUUCCAAGCUGCAGGUGUUUGCAGGUGCUUGAUGUUUACGUUUUCCUCACACUGUUUGGGUUUUUGUGAGGGUGUUUUUUGCUUGCAACAAAGCAGGGUGGGGGGGGUUG
Molecule: messenger RNA, 2520 nt
Organism: Rhineura floridana
Lineage: Eukaryota; Metazoa; Chordata; Lepidosauria; Squamata; Rhineuridae
Product: 5'-nucleotidase domain-containing protein 2-like
Exons: 14
Coding region: 86-1828 (580 amino acids)
Molecular function (GO): 5'-nucleotidase activity
Source: RefSeq, a predicted model, not a curated record